AAGGGUCUCUGUGCAGAAACAGGAAUGGAUUUCCCUGAGGCAGAGAGGACUCCAUUGGACCCCAGGCAGAGGCCGCUGGGGGAUGGAAUCAUGUCAGCAAGACCUACUAAAUCAUAUCCCCUUUCUGGUGGAGGAGAAGCUGUUGCUAUCGCCCCAGAUCAGGAUCCAGUGUCUUUGGAGGAUGUGGCUGUGCAGUUCACGGAAGAGGAGUGGGCUUUGCUGAAUCCUGACCAGAGAGCUCUGCAUAGCGAAGUCAUGGAGGGGAUUUGUGGGACUCUGUCCUGUCUUGAAGAUGGUGAGUGGAAAGCCAAGAGGAAGGGAGAACUAUGUGGGCAAGAGAGAUGGAAAAGAGACAGAUCUGAAAAGAGGGAAGAGCAGAGAAGGAAACCUGAAGCAGAAGAGAAAAGAAGGAAUAAAUCUUGCGCUUCUCAGGUCAGUGGCUACCAUAAAACUGCCAUCCGAGAAAAAACAGAUCAAGGAAGAAAAAGAAAUAAAUAUUUUCAUUGUUCGAAAAGUCUGAAUUCUAAAAGAAAGUGUAAAAAAGCCCACUACAAUAACCAGAAAAGGGAGAAAGCAUAUCAAUGUUUGGAAUGUGAAAGGAGGUUUAGCUGCAAGGCAAGUCUCAUUUUGCAUCAAAGAAUGCACACCGGUGAGAAACCAUAUAAGUGCUUAGAAUGUGGAAAGAGCUUCUGUCAGAAUAGCAAUCUGACUUCCCAUCAAAGAAUUCACACUGGAGAGAAACCAUAUAAGUGCUUGGAAUGUGGAAAGAGCUUUCGUCGGAAGAUACAUCUGAAUUUCCAUCAAAGAAUUCACACUGGGGAGAAACCUUUUAAGUGCUUGGAAUGUGGAAAGAGCUUCCACUGGAAAAACUUACUCACUGCCCAUCAAAGUAUUCACACUGGAGAGAAACCAUAUAAGUGCUUGGAAUGUGGAAAGAGCUUUCGUCGGAAGAUACAUCUGAAUUUCCAUCAAAGAAUUCACACUGGGGAGAAACCUUUUAAGUGCUUGGAAUGUGGAAAGAGCUUCCACUGGAAAAACUUACUCACUGCCCAUCAAAGUAUUCACACUGGAGAGAAACCAUAUAAGUGCCUAGAAUGUGGAAAGAGCUUCUGUCAGAAUAGCAAUCUGACUUGCCAUCAAAGAAUUCACAUGGGGGAGAAACCUUUUAACUGCUUGGAAUGUGGAAAGAGCUUCCAUCAGAAGAUACAUCUGACUUUCCAUCAAAGAAUUCACAUGGGGGAGAAACCUUUUAAGUGCUUGGAAUGUGGAAAGAGCUUCAACUGGAAAAACUUACUCACUGCCCAUCAAAGUAAUCACACUGGAGAGAAACCGUAUAAAUGCUUGGAAUGUGGAAAGAGCUUCAGAUGGGAAGUGCAAUUCACUGCCCAUCAAAGAACUCACACUGGGGAGAAACCAUAUAAGUGCUUAGAAUGUGGAAAGAGCUUCAGUAGGAAACAGCAACUCACUGCCCAUCAAAGUAUCCACACUGGGGAGAAACCAUAUCAGUGCUUAGAAUGUGGAAAGAACUUCAGUAGGAAACAGCAACUCACUGCCCAUCAAAGUAUUCACACUGGGGAGAAACCAUAUCAGUGCUUAGAAUGUGGAAAGAGCUUCCGUCAGAAGACAAAUCUGACUUUCCAUCAAAUAAUUCACACUGGGGAGAAACCAUAUCAGUGCUUAGAAUGUGGAAAGAGCUUCCGUCAGAAGACAAAUCUGACUUUCCAUCAAAGAAUUCACACUGGGGAGAAACCAUAUAAGUGCUUAGAAUGUGGAAAGAGCUUCAGUAGGAAAAACCAACUCACUGCCCAUCAAAGAAUUCACACCGGAGAGAAACCAUAUAAGUGCUUAGAAUGUGGAAAGAGCUUCAGUAGGAAACAGCAACUCACUGCCCAUCAAAGUAUUCACACUGGGGAGAAACCACAUAGAUGCCUGGAAUGUGGAAAGUGCUUUACUAGAAAUUUCUCUCUAACUUUGCAUCAAAGAAUUCACACCGGAGAGAAACCAUAUAAGUGCUUAGAAUGUGGAAAGAGCUUCAGUAGGAAAAACCAACUCACUUCCCAUCAAAGUAUUCACACUGGGGAGAAAACGUAUAAAUGCUUGGAAUGUGGAAAGAGCUUCUUUUGCAAAGAGCAACUCUCUCCCCAUCAAAGAAUUCACACCGGAGCGAAAGCAUAUAAGUGCUUAGAAUGUGGAAAGAGCUUCAGUAGAAAACAGAAACUCACUGACCAUCAAAGUAUUCACACUGGGGAGAAGCCAUAUAAGUGCUUAGAAUGUGGAAAAAGCUUCCACCAGAAGAUAAAUCUGACUUCCCAUCAAAGAACUCACACUGGGGAGAAACCAUAUAAGUGCUUAGAAUGUGGAAAGAGCUUCCGUUGGAAACAGCAACUCACUCCUCAUCAAAGUAUUCACACUGGGGAGAAACCAUAUAAGUGCUUAGAAUGUGGAAAGAGCUUCAGUAGGAAACAGCAACUCACUGCCCAUCAAAGUAUUCACACUGGGGAGAAACCGUGUAAGUGCUUAGAAUGUGGAAAGAGCUUCAUUUGCAAAGAGCAACUCACUCCCCAUCAAAGAAUUCACAGAGGAGAGAAACCAUAGA
This is a messenger RNA of Rhineura floridana, 2596 nucleotides long. RefSeq names its product zinc finger protein 345-like. Gene Ontology annotation, biological process: regulation of DNA-templated transcription. The transcript is spliced from 4 exons. The coding region runs from base 25 to 2595 and encodes 856 amino acids. NCBI's taxonomy places the organism in Eukaryota, Metazoa, Chordata, Lepidosauria, Squamata, Rhineuridae. The record is from RefSeq and is a predicted model, not a curated record.